UUUUUUUUUUAAUUAUUGAGAACUGCCAAGAAGAAAAGUCAAGAGAUGGUUGAAUGUUGAUGAGUAAAGCAAUACUGCAGAAGUAGAUGUUAGGGUUUUGAAGUCUCACAAAUUCUCAGCGAAAUCAACUUACUGUUCCAGGCUUUAACGAAGAAAUGAGAAGGACAUGUUGCCAUACAUGUCUUGCAUUCAUUCUCAAAUUCCUCAAUCAAUUCCAAUUAUUUGUUGGAAUUUCGAUUAUUCUAUACUCUGCUUAUAUGUUAAACCAGUGGAACAAUCAUUUGCCAAUCCCUCCCCUUCCACCUUCAGCUCGUUCGCCGGAUUCUUCUGAUACUGUUUCAACGGUUUACAACACUGCUAGGGUUUCAGAGCAAGUGAUUCAUCUUAAUUCUGUCUCUGGCAUGAUCAGUGGUACUAACGAACGGAUAAAAGUCGAUGACAGCUCCAGGCCUUCGCCGUGGUUCAUAUAUGCAUUUAUGGGACUGGGUGUUACGCUAUGCUGCAUCUCUUGCACAGGUCAUAUUGCAGCUGAAGCUAUUAAUGGAUGUUGCCUAUGUUUCUAUUCUCUUCUGAAAAUCAUAUUCAUCCUACUGGAGGUGGCUUUCAUUCUGUUCAUUGCACUUGACCAUCAUUGGGAAAGGGAUCUGCCCUCGGAUCAAACAGGAGAAAUUGAUAGUAUUCGAGAAUUUAUUGAAGCAAAUAUGGACUUUUGUAAAUGGGUUGGCAUCACCAUUGUUGUAAUUCAGGCUGUAUGUCUGCUGCUUGCUGUAGUUUUGCGAUCACUGGUGAAUUCACAGAUGAAAUAUGAUGAAGAUGACAUUGAAAGAGAUCCUGAUGUGAGAGGGAAAGCUUGGGAGCCUCUGUUGAACCCAAAAUCUACCCAAACACCAGUCUCAGUUAGUGGUGAUGGUAAAGCUUUUCAUUCUGACAUAUGGAGUUCACGCAUGAGAGAAAAGUAUGGAUUGAGUACAAGUAAUGGCAAGUAGACCAGAAAUUGGAAGCAAUUGAAUAUUAUGGUGAAGGUGCGGCUUGUCUCAGUUUUGUUCAGGCAUCAGUGUGAGGAGAAGUUACAAUCUUUUCAAUACUUGUGGAUUUAGUUUGUAUAGAAAUAUAGCAUGUUGUGUCAUGUGUGUGUGUGUGUGUUUUGAUUUGAAUUUUAAACCUCAUUACAUUUGUCUUAGACAUUUAUAUUGGAUCAAUA
Lactuca virosa is the source of this 1201-nucleotide messenger RNA. The record is from the annotation of a GenBank genome assembly. NCBI's taxonomy places the organism in Eukaryota, Viridiplantae, Streptophyta, Magnoliopsida, Asterales, Asteraceae.